Molecule: messenger RNA, 1022 nt
Organism: Carassius auratus (goldfish)
Lineage: Eukaryota; Metazoa; Chordata; Actinopteri; Cypriniformes; Cyprinidae
Product: fucolectin-5-like
Exons: 3
Coding region: 298-771 (157 amino acids)
Source: RefSeq, a predicted model, not a curated record
UUUGGGUGAGUAAAAAUGACAAACAUCAAUUAAAUGAUGUACAAUUAUAGAUGCUGUUUAGAUAUUCUUUAUGAAAAUAUUUAAAGAAGAUAUACAAAAUACAACAUAAAAUUGAUCCACAUUUCAGAAAGCAAUGGAAAUAUUGUGUUUUUGUAACAGGUGUCUUUUCCAUUCAGGGGAGUUCAGAAAAUGUGAAAGGUAAAAAGUAGUAACUGAUGUCCCAUUAAUUAACAUGCAUCCAAUAACAUAAUACAGUGAUACUUCACACAUUUGAGUCUUGACUCACUGUCUCUUUAAAUGUUUUCAGAGAAUUUGGCAUUAAGAGGAACGGCUGUACAGUCGAGCACAUAUUACACUUCUGGAGCUGCACAGGCCAUCGACGGCAUCAAAUACUCUCCUUCAGGUAAACCCAUUCCAGGCGAAACCGAUACAUACUGCUCCAUCACAUCAUACCAGCUCAACCCGUGGUGGAGGCUGGACCUGCUGGAUUCUUACAACAUUUCCAACGUGAUCGUCACCAACAGAGGCGACGGCUGGGUGGAGCAAACGAGAGGAGUAGAGAUCCGCAUCGGAAACUCUCUGGAAAACAACGGUAACAACAAUCCCAGAUGUGGUGUCACUUCAUCUGUCCCAUUAGGAAGUUCUGUCAGUUUCUCUUGCGGUGGAAUGGAAGGUCGUUAUGUGAACAUGUACCUCCCUAACAUCCAGCAGCAUCUCACACUGUGUGAGGUGGAGGUUUAUGGAACAGCCUCCUGUGAAGAGUACAAAUGACCCAGCACCUGUGAGUAGAUGAUGGCUACCCUGCAAAGACUCCAGAUGCAAAAUGAUGACAUUUUCAUUGGUUUAAAAUGCAGACACAGUUUGCUUGAAUGCAUAUCUGGUAUUUGUAAAUAUUAUAAUUUCAAUUAGAUUUAGAUUUCAACUGCUCUUUCUGAUACAAGCUCAUAUAAAGACUAUAAAGGAUUUUGUAAUAGGAAAAACGUGCAUUUUCUGUAAAGCUGAAUAUGUCUCAAUUUGUGUUG